Molecule: messenger RNA, 918 nt
Organism: Pelobates fuscus (common spadefoot toad)
Lineage: Eukaryota; Metazoa; Chordata; Amphibia; Anura; Pelobatidae
Gene: E2F6
Product: E2F transcription factor 6
Exons: 7
Coding region: 59-835 (258 amino acids)
Biological process (GO): regulation of transcription by RNA polymerase II
Cellular component (GO): RNA polymerase II transcription regulator complex
Molecular function (GO): protein dimerization activity; RNA polymerase II cis-regulatory region sequence-specific DNA binding; DNA-binding transcription factor activity, RNA polymerase II-specific
Source: RefSeq, a predicted model, not a curated record
UUGGCUGCUGGCCGUCCCGGAGUGAUGUCAUGUGACUGGCUUUCCGGGUGCGGUAAACAUGUCUGUGGCGGAGCCCUGUAGUCCGGAGGGGCAGAGCGAGGCCCUGGGGGAGCUGGGCGAGGAGGAGCACGGAGCGGAGCCGGGAAAGCCAAGCAUUGCCAAUGAUGAAAUUCAAAUGAAGAUGAAAAAGUCUUUGAGGUUGCCAAGACCUAGAUUUGAUGUGUCUUUGUUCUAUUUGACCCGUAAAUUCAUGGACAUCAUUAAGGCUGCCCCAGAUGGAAUUGUGGAUCUAAAUGAGGUUGCCAAAGUUCUAGGGGUGCGGAAAAGACGAGUAUAUGAUAUCACUAAUGUGCUAGACGGGAUACAGCUAAUCCAAAAGAGGUCUAAAAACCUGGUCCAGUGGGUGGGAACAGAUUUCAAUCACAGUGGAACGGAGAUACCCUUGCAGCAGAGGCUUCGAAAUGAUAUUAGCGACCUCACAGCCAUGGAAGAAGCUUUGGAUGAUUUAAUCCGGGACUGUGCACACCAGUUAUUUCAAUUAGCAGAAGACCGUUCAAACAAAAAAUUUGCGUAUGUGUCUUUUCAAGAUAUCCACAGAAUUGAAGACUACCAUGAACAGAUUGUCUUGGCUGUCAAAGCUCCUGAAGAAACAAGAUUAGAAGUUCCAACACCGAAUGAAGAAUGCAUAGAAAUUCAUAUCAAGAGUAGAAAGGGCCCCAUCGAUGUGUAUUUAUGUGAAGUGGAACAGGAAAGCACAAACCAGAAACCUUUCGAACACUUGACGAAGACCCUUAAAAUGGAGCCAGACCCAAUUCUAAUUGACGACGACGAGUAGAAGUAGAAGAUCUGUUUCUUUGGGCAGUGAGCUUUGCACAGACUCUUUCCUGGAUACACUAUUUUAUCAAUUGCAGUAAAUAC